AGGCUCCAUGCUGCCCUCCUGAAAAGGGGAGGGAGGGGGAAGGGAAGAGAGAGAGGCCAAAACACAAAAAAAUCGCCCGUUUCGGCGCUUCGAGGUGUGGCAGUUUCUCCUCCUGCAGCUUCGGUCGCUUCAGCCAAUAGGAGAGGCGGGCUGGGGGGAAAAGGAAGGCUUUGGAAGGAAGAGGCAGAGCAACGGCAACAGAGAUGGCGCGGCUGGUGGCAGUUUGCAGAGACAGCGAGGAGGAAUUCCUCUUCGAGAGGCUGCAGAUCCCCCUUUACAUCGAUGACACCCUGACGAUGGUGAUGGAGUUUCCUGAUAACAUGCUGAACCUCGAUGGGCAUCAGCACAGUGGAGGCCAAUUGAAGCAGUUCAUUCAGAGGCAUAGCAUGCUGAAGCAGCAAGAUUUGAGUAUCGCUAUGAUGGUGACCUCACGCGAAGUCCUGAGCGCCCUUUCUCAGCUUGUCCCCUGCGUCGGCUGCCGCCGUAGCGUGGAGCGCCUCUUUUCUCAGCUGGUUGAGUCCGGCAAUCCCGCUCUCGAGCCCCUCACGGUCGGAUCCAAGGGAGUCCUCUCUGUCACUCCGAGCUGCAUGAGGGAUGCAAAGAAGCUUUACACACUUUUCUACGUUCAUGGGUCCAAAUUAAAUGAAAUGAUUGACGCAAUUCCGAAAAGUAAGAAGAACAAGCGGUGCCAACUGCAUUCGUUGGACACUCACAAACCGAAGCCCUUGGGAGGUUGCUGGAUGGAUAUAUGGGAACUCAUGUCGCAGGAAUGUCGAGAUGAAGUAGUCUUAAUCGAUUCUAACUGUCUGUUAGAAACACUAGAAGCUUACCUCCGAAAGCAUAGGUUUUGCACCGACUGCAAAAACAAAGUCUUGCGGGCUUACACCAUCCUGAUCGGCGAGCUGGACUGCAGCAAGGAGAAAGGCUACUGCGCCACCCUUUACGAGGGCCUGCGCUGCUGCCCUCACGAGCAUCACAUUCACGUCUGCUGCGAGACCGACUUCAUCGCCCACCUCCUCGGCCGAGCCGAACCCGAGUUCGCAGGAGGGUACGAGAGACGAGAAAGACAUGCGAAGACAAUAGACAUUGCCCAAGAGGAGGUCCUUACCUGCUUGGGCAUCCACCUGUAUGAACGGCUGCACCGCAUCUGGCAGAAGCUGCGGGCCGAGGAACAGACGUGGCAGAUGCUCUUCUACCUGGGGGUCGAUGCUUUACGCAAAAGCUUUGAGAUGGCGGUGGAGAGGGUGCAAGGCAUCAGCCGGCUGGAGCAGCUGUGCGAGGAGUUCUCCGAAGAGGAGAGGGUGCGGGAACUCAAGCAGGAGAAGAAGCGCCAGAAACGGAAGAACCGGAGGAAAAAUAAGUGCGUCUGCGAGAUCCCCGCCCCUUUGCAAGUGAUGGAGGAGAAGGACAUGCGGAGCCAGGAAAAGGAAAACUUCUUGGAAACCAGCUGCACAGCCUGCGGCAGUCCGGGAGAGCACAGCAGCUGCGUCGAGGUCAUCGUGACCAACGCCAAUGCCUCUUGCACUUGUCCCACUGGUGGCACUUUACUGGGUUCACCUAAAAUGAAGAAAGGUUUAUCUGCUCACUGUAAUGGCAGCGAUUGUGGCUACUCUUCCAGCAUGGAAGGCAGCGAAACCGGUUCAAGGGAAGGCUCGGACAUUGCUUGCACCGAAGGGAUUUGCAACCACGAUGAAAAUGGUAGGAAUGCUAUAAAAGUGGAUGAUCCGUGCAUUCACCGUUGCGAAGACAAAGAAGAGGACGGAGACAGUUGUGUCGAAUGCUGGGCGAAUUCGGAGGACACUAGCACGAAAGGCAAAAACAAGAAGAAGAAAAAGAAAAACAAGAAGUGUGAAGCUGAGCACAUUCAAAAGUUGAGUAGCUGCCUGGUGGAGACAAGUAAUCGAGAGGGGCCGGGGACUGCCACGCACACAGACUACCGCCGAGACAAGACCAAAGACCCCCAUGCCGAAAUCUGUUGUCGCACAGAAAAAGCUGGGCCACCUACGGUACCUUGGCUGGAGCACCGGAAAUCAGCCUUGUUGUGUGUGGAAUCUUCAGAGGCGGCCCCUGCUCCAGAAUCGGGGAAGGGCACAAAGAGUUUGGUGGAACUCCUGGAUGAGUCCGAAUGCACUUCCGACGAAGAAAUAUUCAUCUCGCAAGAUGAGAUCCAGUCCUUCAUGGCCAACAACAAGUCCUUUUACAGCAACAGAGAACGGUACCGACAGCAUCUGAAGGAGAAAUUCAACAGAUACUGCCGCCUGAACGAUCACAAGAGGCCCGUGUGCAGCGGAUGGUUGACUACAGCUGGAGCAAACUAAACCGAAUAAAAUUAGCUCUGUCUUUCAGUCAAACUGUCGAAAAUGACUACUGCGCGUUUUCUCUCUCCGGGAAACAGCCUCUCUUAGCAACUAAACAAAAUCGUAUCUUUUAAAAAAA
Thamnophis elegans (Western terrestrial garter snake) is the source of this 2436-nucleotide messenger RNA. RefSeq names its product gametogenetin binding protein 2 (gene GGNBP2). NCBI's taxonomy places the organism in Eukaryota, Metazoa, Chordata, Lepidosauria, Squamata, Natricidae. The record is from RefSeq and is a predicted model, not a curated record. The coding region runs from base 204 to 2318 and encodes 704 amino acids. Gene Ontology annotation, cellular component: cytoplasm; nucleus. The transcript has 14 exons.